This is a messenger RNA of Solenopsis invicta (red fire ant), 2254 nucleotides long. Its product is annotated as epidermal growth factor receptor. Gene Ontology annotation, molecular function: transmembrane receptor protein tyrosine kinase activity. Gene Ontology annotation, cellular component: signaling receptor complex; basal plasma membrane. Gene Ontology annotation, biological process: multicellular organism development; cell surface receptor protein tyrosine kinase signaling pathway; positive regulation of kinase activity. Lineage: Eukaryota; Metazoa; Arthropoda; Insecta; Hymenoptera; Formicidae. The record is from RefSeq and is a predicted model, not a curated record. The transcript has 4 exons.
AGGGUGGUGGGGCGAGAGGACCAAAGAAGCCCGACGGCGGCAAAGGAGAAGGUGCUCGGCCCUGCCGUGCCGCUGCGCCGAUGAUGAUGACGGCGACGGUGGUGGUAACGGUGGUGGUGGUAGUAGUAGAAGGUGGAAAGGGAGGAGAAAGAGAGUAACAGAGAAGACGAAGCACAGGAGAGGCGAAGAGAGAGUCCUGCUCAGCGUGGACCUGUGCGUCGUUGCAUGGCCGACCUGGAGACUCGCUCUCCGCAAGGUGAGACGCGCGGACCAAAGAGGAGGCCUCGAAGGAUCGACAGGAAUUCUCGUGAAAGCUGACUCUUCCUCUUUCGCAUGUUCACGAUCGCGCGCGCUCGUGUUCUCCUUUGGCCACCUCUAUCAUUUUUCUAUAUCUCGCGUACGACUCCAGCUUCUCUUCUCCAAGUGUACCAAGGAGUGAGUGAUCCAUACUUUUCAUCGUGAGGGAUUUUCUGACUUUUCGCAAAGUGCUCUCCAUACAGAUACGCCAUAGAAGUGAGAUCUGAUUCAUCGUUUGUUGGUGAAAACACGUCGUUCUUCAUCAAUAUUAAACAGAAUUGUGUGCUUACGUUCGAAUUUGUUGAAGCUUCGAGUGAGGUACCUUAGAUAAGAGUAAAUCAAACUCUCAAACAAACUCGUCAUUGGACAUCUUCGUGGAAGUGACGUUGAGACGUAAAGUGCGGAGUCGACACGUUCAGUCGUGAUAACGUGUGCUCACGUCAGGAUGUAGCUUCUCUUAUCGAGUGCACGAAACCAAUCCUUCGUACAGCCACUAUUUCAUGUGCGCAUAUCCGUAGAGAGAAGUCUGCUGGCGUAGGCUCAAGGCGCAUGACACGGUCUUGUGUGUUUUCGGCACGAUAUCAAUUACCUCGCGUUACGAGAUCGAUCGGAGUUGUCAUUAGUAGGAUUUAUGAAUCUGAGUAUCUUUUGGAGCAAUUUCGUAAAGUUGCGCUGCUCUACGAAAGGUGAACAGUGUGUGUUUCCUCGUUAAAUCAUCGAUAAAUUUGCCUGAGUGCGCGUAAGUGUGUACACAUCGCUAGCACAGAAGACUCGUCGCGAAAGUAAACGUUGGAAUUUCCUUUCGGAGUCUCUGCCAAGACAAUCACGAUCGUUUCGCCUUGGAUUUAUUUUCGCUGACCACAUGAAAAUUAAACUGAGACACUCAUGACAACUUUAAUACCGGACAUGUGACUUGCACGGUGAAGAAGGGAGAGCGAUGGCAGCGGCGGAAACAGUUCUCCGAAGUUCCUCCGAUCUUCUCCCUAUUCGUGACAAUCAACGAGCCCACGAAGCAGAAGAGGGAAUCUUCACUCAGGUCACCUUGACAAAGCCUACGGGUUCGUGAAGGGCAUGAAAGCUCAUCAUGUUCAACCACCGAUACGGGCCACGAGCGCUGUUGACCUGCAACUUCCUCGGCAUCACAUUCUUUCUAUUAAUCGUCGCCGGUAGCUGCGAUGCGUUAAUUCAACCGAGUUCUACAGAUGUCAAUUCAACUGAAUUCGUCAAAGCGAAAGUUUGCAUCGGUACAAAUGGCCGUCUCUCCGUGCCGUCCAACAAACAACAUCACUACCGGAAUCUUCGAGACCGGUACACCAACUGUACUUACGUCGACGGCAACCUGGAGAUCACAUGGCUCCAGGAAUCCUUCGACCUCAGUUUUCUCCAAUAUAUACGGGAGGUCACCGGUUACGUGCUCAUCAGUCACGUGGACGUGCGCAAGAUCGUCCUCCCGAGUCUACAGAUCAUCCGUGGCAGGACCCUUUUUAAGCUCAAUAUUCACAACCAUGAAUUCGCCCUCUUCGUUACAAUGUGUCAAAUGCACAACCUGGAGAUGCCGUCCCUUAGAGAUAUACUCAAUGGGAGCGUGGGCAUGUACAACAACUACAAUCUCUGUCACAUGAAGACUAUUAAUUGGGAGGAAAUAAUCACAGGCCAAGGCGGAAAAUACUUUUACUUGUACAAUUUUACAUCGCCAGAACGAGUAUGUCCAGCAUGCGAUGAAAGUUGCGAACAAGGCUGCUGGGGCGAAGGUCCGGAGAACUGUCAGAAGUUCUCGAAGACGAACUGUUCGCCUCAGUGCUGACAGGGCAGAUGCUUCGGUCCUAAUCCGCGCAAAUGUUGCCAUCUUUUUUGCGCGGGUGGCUGUACCGGCCCCAAACAGAGCGACUGUCUUGCCUGUAAAAAUUUCCUCGAUGACGGCGUGUGCACGCAAGAAUGUCCGCCUAUGCAAAAGUAA